UUUGUCUUGCAGACGACACUGCAGACAGAUGAGGUGAAGAAUGUACCAUGUGGCACAAGUGGAGGAGUGAUGAUUUACUUUGACCGUAUAGAAGUGGUGAACUAUCUCGUUCCAUCAGCAGUGUAUGACAUAGUGAGGAACUUCACCGCAGACUACGACAAAGCUUUGAUAUUCAACAAGGUUCACCACGAACUCAACCAGUUUUGCAGCGUUCACUCACUGCAGGAGGUCUACAUCGGCUUGUUUG
Messenger RNA from Stegastes partitus (bicolor damselfish), 247 nucleotides. RefSeq names its product erlin-2-like. The annotation marks the transcript as partial. The record is from RefSeq and is a predicted model, not a curated record. The transcript has 3 exons. Gene Ontology annotation, molecular function: ubiquitin protein ligase binding; cholesterol binding. Gene Ontology annotation, cellular component: endoplasmic reticulum membrane; endoplasmic reticulum. NCBI's taxonomy places the organism in Eukaryota, Metazoa, Chordata, Actinopteri, Pomacentridae. Gene Ontology annotation, biological process: SREBP signaling pathway.